UCCGGCGCAGUAGGGUCAGAUGUGGCGGGGGCCAGUAGUUUAUAGGCCCCGGCCUGGCUGUGGGAUGCACCGCCGCCACCACCACCACCAGGGCCGCUACUUCCCCGACCCAGAGGUAUUACAUCAGCCUCCACAAUGCAAGUACUUGAGCAGACAACAAUCACAUAUUCAAAUGGCUGUAGCAGCUUAUGCAUCUUUGGUUUCUCUCACUGAUGUUCUCGACAAUGUUCAACAUCCUUCUCGUCGACAUCGGCUUCAUCUGGACAAGGAACAGAUCCAGAGCUUGCACCAAAAAGUUCUCUUCUUGCAGCACUUUCUUGAACUUCAUUCCCAAAGAAUUAGCCCAGAAUUGGAAGAUCUGGCCAGGCAACUAGCUGUUGUUGCCGAUGAAGCCGACGAUGUCAUUGACUUCCACGUGGUGAAUCAACUUCUUCAAAGAUCUCAAGAUAAAACUCAUCAUGUGGCUGCUCUCUCAUCCUUCCGUCAAGAUAUCGACAAAAUUAUUAAAAAGAUUGAUUCCAUCACGGAAAAGUUGGUGAUGGUUAAAGAGGAAGGGGUUGACAUCCAAGAACAGCCUCCUAUAGUUUCUGCGUCUAUGGGUUCUACCGCACCUUCUUCCAGUGACAAGAAUACUAUGGUGGGAUUUGAUGAACGCUUGCUUCAGGUCGUGGAUGAGCUUACGAGAGAUGAAUCUGAUCUUCGGAUCCUCCCAAUCGUCGGGAUGGGAGGCAUUGGUAAGACAACUCUAGCUCAAAAUGUAUUUGACCAUCCAUAUAUUAUCAAUCGCUUUGAUAUACGCAUUUGGUUUACAAUAUCUCAACAAUAUAGCGUUCGGGAUGUUCUUCUAAAGUACCUUAUAAAUGCCAAAAAGCUCAAAGCAAGUGCAGCAGAUGAACUAGACCUAGCUAAAUUAGGAGAAUCCUUUCACAAACUUUUAUUUGGUGAAAGGUAUUUGAUUGUUUUGGAUGAUUUGUGGAGUAUCAAAGCAUGGGAAGAUUUUAAAAUGUCCUUCCCUGAUAAUACGAAUGGAAGUCGAAUUUUGGUGACUACUAGAUUGUUGGAUGUGGCUCGUCCUUUAGGCUUUGACAAUCAUUAUUUCACAGUGAACUUUUUAGACAACGAUAAAAGUUGGGAUUUACUAUGUGAAAAAGCUUUUGCACGAAAAAGUUGUCCUUAUCCAGAGUUGGAAGAAAUUGGAAGGAAUAUUGCUAGAUGUUGCCGCGGACUUCCUCUGGCAAUUGUUGUAAUUGGUGGGCUCCUUGCAAAAUCCAAUAAUACACGGGAAUAUUGGAAGUUUGUUGCAAAGAACGUAACCUCAUUUGUCAAUUCUGGAGAUGAUGAUUAUUGUUUAAAAAUAUUAUCUUUGAGUUAUAACAGUUUGCCGAUGUAUCUUAAACCAUGUUUUCUUUAUAUGAGAGUUUUUCCUGAAGAUGAACGGAUUGAAGCCUCUAAUCUGAUAAAAUCAUGGAUCGGUGAGGGGUUUCUAAAGCCAGUAGGAGGUAAAAGCGUGAAAGAAGCUGCAAAGGAAUACUUGAAGGAUCUUGCUGAUAGAAAUCUAAUUUUGAUUCGUAAAUGGACGGAUACUGGAAAAAUAAAAAGAUGUAGUGUUCAUGAUAUUCUAAGGGAGUUGUGUUUUAGAGAAUCUGAGAGAGAACGUUUCAUUUGUAUCCCUAGAGCACAAAAAAUUCCUUUUUCAGUAUCGAAUGACGGUGAUGUUUGCUUUCUAUGUAGUCACAAGCAGUAUAGACAGAAUAAGAUACAUCUUCAAGAAGUUCUUAUUGGCUUACAAUCAACAAAAGUUGCCAGUCCAUCAGUGUGCGAGGCGUGUAAUAAUAUGUAUCAAAAUCUUAAUAAAUUCAGAUGGGUGAAAGUAUUCGAAUCAGUACAUGAUGAAUCCGAUGUAACAUUUCCACUACACACAAAAUUACGAUACCUUAAGGUUGAAGGAUAUGAUCGGAGCGAAAAGAAUCAGAAACGUAUACUUCCUGGUACAAUUUCCUUACUUUGGAAUCUACAAAUUUUGGAUCUUGGUUAUUCAAAGGCACUUUGGUUGUCCGAAGUUUGGGAGAUGCCAAAACUUAGGCGUUUGAGUAUUAAUAGUAGCUUGCCUGAUGUACUGGAGGGGCAAGAUUCCACUAUCUUAGAAAACCUGAGUACACUUCGCUCAUCAAGAUGUUUUAGGUGUAGUGAGGAGGUUGUUAAAAGAAUUCCAAAUUUGAAGAAACUACAUGUCAUUUGGCCGUUGUCGUUGGAUAAACUUGCGUUGUUCAAUAAACUUGAAUCAUUCUCUUUAAGGUAUAAUUAUUGUCGCUUGGAGGACAUCGGCUUCCCAACUUCACUUAAGAAAUUGAGUUUGUCAAGAUGCAUAUUUCCUUGGGAAAAGAUGACGAUAAUUGGUUCUUCGUUGCCCAAUCUUGAGGUGCUUAAAUUGGAUGAUGCAUUCAAAGGGCCAGAGUGGAGUCCAAUUGAAGGGGGAUUUCUUGGGCUGAAAGUGCUGAGCAUUACGAAUCAUAAUUUGGAGCAGUGGGGAGCAGAGGAUAUUCAUUUUCCCAAUCUGCAUGGGUUGUACCUAGAAGAGAUGUAUGAAUUGAAAGAGAUCCCUUUAAGCAUUGGAGAUAUAUACACACUACAGUCCAUUCAUUUGGAUCGGUGCAGUGAGUUUGCUAAGAAUUCGGCAGUGGAAAUAGUAAAAGACCAAAAGGAGAAAGGAAAUGAGAGUCUUAAAGUUUAUGUAGAUGGAAAACAAGUCGGUGAAGAACAAGUAUUUUCAGACUCCGAUCUUUCUCUUUUAGACUCCGAUGAAGAACAGAUGUUAAAGUUUCCUUAUAGCCACUAGAAAUCAAAUAUGAUAUCAUCGUAUCGUUUGUGAUAUUUGAGUUGUGAUGAAAUUACUUUGGGAUUUCUUUUGGCAUUUUUAUUUUAAUUACAUUUAACUAUAUUUCUCUUUGUAUUGUAUUGCAUGUGACAUUUGAGUUGUGAUGAAAUUGCUCCAGAAUUGGAGUUUCAUAA
Molecule: messenger RNA, 3009 nt
Organism: Sesamum indicum (sesame)
Lineage: Eukaryota; Viridiplantae; Streptophyta; Magnoliopsida; Lamiales; Pedaliaceae
Product: putative late blight resistance protein homolog R1A-3
Biological process (GO): defense response to other organism
Molecular function (GO): ADP binding
Source: RefSeq, a predicted model, not a curated record